Acipenser ruthenus (sterlet) is the source of this 2383-nucleotide messenger RNA. RefSeq lists its product as uncharacterized. Bases 62 to 862 code for a protein of 266 amino acids. Lineage: Eukaryota; Metazoa; Chordata; Actinopteri; Acipenseriformes; Acipenseridae. The record is from RefSeq and is a predicted model, not a curated record. The transcript is spliced from 2 exons.
AUUGUGCAUGCAUAAAACUCAAGACUGUUAAACUGAUCUUGUGUCUUCUCUGUUUUUCAAGAUGGAGCAUGAGGGACGAUGUCCGAAAACAGAGAAGAAGAUGAAAGGAGUUGCUGCAGCUCCUGAGGUCAAGGCUGCCUCCUGCUGCACAGUUGGUUCAGAGGACUGGGAUCCUGUGGAAGUCGACAUCCUAUUGGAAGAGCUGCAAGACAUCCCAGUGACACCUGAGAAGAAGGGAAAGAGCAGAAAAGUGUCUGGGAGAGGUAAAGACCCUGGAAAAGGGGAGAACACGCAGCUGAAGAAAAAUACAUCAACCACUUCCUACAUCAAGUACCUUGGACCGACCAGGCACAACACUGACACAUGUCAAACUGGACUCUCCAAAGCAGUCAACUUGGAUGUGAGGCCAAAGGCUUCCUACAAUCAUCAAAUGAGGAGGUCUGGCUCUGCUUACAACACAUCCACACUGCCCAACAUGCAGAAACUUAGAGAACCGACAGGGUUUAAAAGCAGGGGUCAGGGCAUCAGUAGCUUUCAGCCUUGGAAGAAGGGUUCUGUACAGCCAAUGCCUUUACCGAGCACCAAGCUCAUAAUGGAGGAGACAAGAUCUUUAAAGCUUGACAAGAAAAAGCCAUUAAGCUCCAACCUAUCCAAGGGCAUCACGACCAUUCUGGAGAACACCAGCGAGGUCAGGAGCAUUGACAUCCCAGAUCUCCCUCACGUAAAGAAAGGGGUUUAUAAAAACACCUCUGUCAGGGACCACAAAAUACUCAUAUCCGGGUUACUGGCUAGAAAUGUGCCCUUACUGAAUAUGAAUAUAUUCAGUGUAUUACCAUGCUGGAUAAGUACUGGUCCUUUGUGAGCUCGUGCUCCUUAAGAGUGCCCUACUGUGGUACAAGUUUAGUCAGCUCUGUUCUGAUACAAGGAUCCAAUGCUGUCUGUUGUUAGAUCACUGUGUGUAUGACCUGUAGUCUAGUCUAUGCAAUGCUGUCUUAAACAUGAACAGCAAUAAUUUAUUUUUUAUAUUAGGAUGACCCACUGGUAAAAUCUGCUCCAAUAAAAAGUUACCUACCAUGGUAAAAGUACAAUAUAGUGUAGUAAAAGCAUAGUUAAGCUUACUGAAGCACUGUAUGCAGUUGGGUAAGCUAAAACAAUGGUAAAUUAGCAUAUUUAUUAAUGGUAAAAAAAUUGCAUAAAAGGGUUUUAAUGUUGAAAUGACUCUGUGAGUGUAUCUUUCUCAUAAAGAAGUGUUUGGAUCUCAGGGUAACUGCCUCUCCUGUGUAUAGGUUGGUUCAGAGGACUGUGACACUGUCGAUAUAGACCUCCUAUUGGAAGAGCUGCAAGACAUUCCAGUGACACCUGAGAAGAAGGGAAAAAAGAGCAGCAAAGUGUCUGGGAGAGAUAGAGACCCUGGAAAAGGGGAGAACACACAACUGAAGGAAAGCGACGCCAGCAAAAACAAAAAAUCCAGAGCAAUAAAACAGAACCUGGUCACUCUGGAAGAAUGGCUUCAACUUACAAAGAAUUCAUUCUCACAAAGUAACCCAGUGAAUAUUCCUACUACGCUUGACUGCACAAGGGAAGCAUCUGGGGGGAGGCCCCUGUACACCCUGUAACAGAAAUCGAAGAACAACUCAGGCAGCUUCAGGUGUUCGUUGGUGUACUGCAGAAUGAUUUAAACAGGAAGCAAAUGCAAAUUGAAUCAAAGUAUCAGGCUUUGAUGAGAGACUGGGAUAAAGACGAUGACUACCAUCGUCAAAGGCUCAAAGAUUCCCCAAUAUCAUGGCUAGGUAGUGUGUACAGUUUCGGUUCAGACGAGGAGUAUGAAAGAGAUGUUCUCACGCCUAGCAUGAUGUCCAAUAGUAUGACCCUGGACGAUGCAGAGCUUCUUGAGAGCAUAGCCUUCAGAGGAGAGGUUCAGCUGGAUGAGGUGACACACAAACCCGGGGUGGUUGUUCCCAUGGUGGUUGACCCUCUUGUAGAUGCUGGGAAUUACAGUGAGAGGACACCUUCUCCCUAUAUCAAGUACCUUGAACCGACCAGGAACAACACUGACUCAGAGUGUCAAAUUAGACUCUCCAAAGUACCGCAACCAUGCCCCAGUAACAAAACUGUGAUUACAGGAAGAAACAGUGAAGAGGAGUCCAAGACCUCAUUCAGCACUCCUGAGAAGUGCCUCUCCCCAGGUGACAAUGUCCCCAGUGUCUGGGAGCGGAUCUGCACCACUGUUUUCAGAAAGGACAGGGGCAAAGAGAAGAAACAGGGUGUCAAGACAAAACACCAGUCUGCCCUGUGUUCCAUUAGGAAAGCGUUUGUGAACCUUUGUUGUCUGCAGACAUAUGCAGACAAGAGAGGUGGCAAAUGAUGAACGCAGCCUUGGGAA